AUGAUGUUAUCCAAGAGGACUUAUUGCAGUGUCUUUAUUUUUUUAAUAAAUAUUUCUGGGCAACUAUGUAACGUACAAAUAGGCCCUGAUCCCUGGGAUUACGUUAGUCCUAUAACUUUUGACACAAAUAACAACGCAGAAAUACCACCCGAUCUAAGAACUGCGCCACCAAAAAAAGUACAAACUAAUAACCUGGCAACAGGAGAAUGGUUUUACAAACGUAUUUUAGCUUUUGUUUUAAAAGGAGGGCAGAUUAAGAAAAAUGAAGACGGCAGUGUUGAAGUAUCACUACAAAUGAGAUAUAACACAGAGCAUUGGAAAGUUCUCAAUGAAUAUGUUCUGCCGAGUAAAUCUCUGUCUGAAGACAUGUAUAGAAGAUCAAUGGGCUAUAUAGAGGAAGCUAUCUAUAAACCCACAAUUACCGAAAAAAUUGUUAUGGCUUGGCAUGAGCAUAUUCAAUAUUACUUUACUGAAUACAAGGAAGCAGAAAAACAGGAAAUGGAAAAGUUUAUGCAGGCCAUAAAUACGUGCAAAUGGUAUAUUUGGACCUCAGAAUGCGAGGUCCCGCCACCCGAUCCAUUAAUAUUCAUAAAACAUAUGAAUCCUCUUAAGAUUGGAGUAAGAAUGUUUACAAUAUUGAUAUCAGAACCUAUGUUAUGUAUCAGCGAAACUACUAAAGUUAUGAUACAUGGAGUAACAGAUGGUCUGUUUUAUCCGUUUGACAAGAUCGCGUAUGGAGUUCUAAUGAUAUUUUUGAAUAUAACAUUAGUUUAUUUGCUUGUAAUGGUGUUAUUCAAUUUUGUACUCAACAUACCAUUCGACCUCAGUUUUGGAUUGGUAAAUAUUGCAUUGAAGCAGCGAGAUAGAUCCAUACCGAUAGUGAAACACCAAGAAAAUCCACAAGUCCAGGCAGUUGCAAGCGGUGAUAGAAUUAGCGGAGAAAAUUUAAAUAAACUUCUAGAUAUUUGUUCAAGAACACACCUAACUCAGAAAAAACCCAACGAAACCUUGGCCAUAACAUGCGAACCCAAAAUUAAAAGAUCAUCAAGCACCGGCAGAUUGCCUAGUUUGGCUACUUAUGAUGGAAAUCAGAAUAAAUUAUAA
Danaus chrysippus (African queen) is the source of this 1104-nucleotide messenger RNA. NCBI's taxonomy places the organism in Eukaryota, Metazoa, Arthropoda, Insecta, Lepidoptera, Nymphalidae. The record is from the annotation of a GenBank genome assembly.